This is a messenger RNA of Galleria mellonella (greater wax moth), 5405 nucleotides long. It is a transcript of the gene vari, whose product is annotated as protein PALS2. Gene Ontology annotation, cellular component: plasma membrane; cell-cell junction. Bases 173 to 1972 code for a protein of 599 amino acids. Lineage: Eukaryota; Metazoa; Arthropoda; Insecta; Lepidoptera; Pyralidae. Gene Ontology annotation, molecular function: protein binding. The record is from RefSeq and is a predicted model, not a curated record. The transcript is spliced from 12 exons.
AGCUGACGCCGCGACGGCCGCGUGACGCGACGCGUCGAUACCGCGCGGCUCGCGCACGCCAGCAUCCACCGGCUAAUGCCACUGCCCGCUGCCCGACUCCCGAGACACCGACAGUAGUGAGCAACGUGUUGCCCGCUCGUGCGUGCACCCCCGUGCCGCGAUUACCGACCAGAUGAUGGUUCGUCGCAGCGGUAGAUACACGGUCAAUUGGAGAGGUUUCAAAGACUUGGCAUUUGGGAAUAAACCGCCUGACGAAGAUACAGAUGAAAGAAAACCGGAAGAAGAUUUAACAAAUCACGAGGUCAUAUUCUUAAAAAGUAUUGUUGAAAGUCCAGAUUUUAUCAGAAAAAAUGAGUAUACAGAUUCUGAGGAGGACUUGGUCGUAAAACCCGUCUCCCUUGGUAACGUAAACAUAAUAAAAUCACUUAGCGAAUAUCGAGGCAAUAACAUCCGUACUAUAGAGCAAGCCGAAUUAGCUAUACUGUUAUCCAGAGUACAUUUUAAGGCAUUAAUAGAAGCACAUGAUCAAAUAGGCAAAAUCUGGUUGGACAGAGGUUCCGGUAUUGAUGAGAAAGCAACAGUAAAGGAGGAUAGUAAAGACACGGCUGAAGGUGAGGAACCUGACGAAAACGGAGACAUGCCUGUAGAGACUGUCAAAGUUGUGGGCCUCAGGAAAGUGCCAGGAAAACCGUUGGGAUUAACUGUAACCACAGAUGAACAUGGCCAGCUUAUAGUAGCAAGAAUAUUGGCUGGCAGUCCUGCAGCUAAACAGGCAUUAGUGUCAGUUGGUGAUGUUUUGUUAGAAGUAGAUGGAGUACAGAUCGAUUCAGAGGAUCAGCUUAAAGAAGCAGUUGCUAAAGAUACUGACAGAGUCACAUUGAAAGUUGGACCUAACCUCAAAGAAAAGACCAAUCAAUUGACAAAUAAACUUAGUUGCUACAUGAGAACACUUUUUGACUAUGACCCAAAAGAAGAUACUCUCAUCCCAUGCAAGGAAAUUGGCUUGGAAUUCAAAAGAGGUGAUAUAUUACAGGUGUCAGACAGAAAAGACCCUAACUGGUGGCAGGCAAGUCACGUAGACAAUCCAGAAAAAGUGGGUCUCAUACCAUCGCCGGAGCUAGAAGAAAGGCGCAAAGCAUAUGUACCACCGGAGGCUGAUUUCGUUCACAAAAUCAGCAUUUGUGGCGCGCGGAUAUCCAAAAAGAAGAAGAAGUUCGUUUACGAAUCACGAUCCAGUGUGCAACUAGAGGGCGCGGAACUCGCUUUGUACGAAGAAGUUGCGCGGACGCCACCGUUCUUGAGACGAAUUCUGGCACUAGUGGGGACGCGCGGUGUCGGUCGUCGCACACUCAAGAAUCGCAUGAUACAAGAACACCCAGAUAGAUUCGGGGCUGUGGUACCUCAUACAUCGCGGCCCCCUCGUCCGAUGGAAGAAAACGGGCAAUCAUAUUGGUUCGUAUCGCGCGAAGAGAUGGAACGCGACGCCCACGCCGGCCGCUUCCUGGAGUACGGCGAGCACAACGACCAUUUGUACGGGACGCAUCUCGACUCGAUACGCGCCGUCAUAAAGGAAGGUAAAAUGUGCGUGUUGGACUGCGCACCGCAAUCGCUGAAGCUACUGCACAACAGUAGCGAGUUCCUGCCGUACGUGGUGAUGUUGGCAACGCCGGGGAUCGAACAGCUGCGCAACCUGACGUACGCAUCUAACCGGAACCUUACCUUCGACCGGCAGAGCUCCAUCCGCUACAGCUCGCGACGCGCACGCACGCUCGAGUCGCUCGCAUCGCUCUAUGAGGAGGAGGAUAUGAAGCAAACGUUAGAAGAGAGUGCCCGCAUACAGCGCCAGUACGAAAAGUACAUCGACCUAGUGAUCACGAAUAAUAACAUGGACACUACGUACUCUAAAAUAAUGGACGCUCUUCACUCGCUCUCUACCGACCACCAGUGGGUGCCUGUCAGCUGGAUUUAUUAACUUGAAAUUAAUUCUUAAUAUUUAGUAUAUACGGAGCAGUUGCCAACGCCGACGCGAAAUUCGACGCUUAUUAAUCCAUUUAAAUGAUGCUCAUAAUCGAUAUUUUUAACAAUCGGACUACAUUUGCGUCAUAUGACAUUAAUUAUUUAUUUUAUUUUUUAUCUCAUUAUUUCACCUAAUAUAUAAAAAUAUGCAAUAACAAUUAUAAAACAUAAAAUAUAGUAAGAUAUAGUGUAAAUCAAUAUUUUCACUUAAUACAGGUGUAAAAACACAUAAUGUGAUUGUAACAUGGAAUUAGGCAUCAACUCGACUGACAACAAUAUUGUCGUGGUAAAAAAAAAUAUUGAUUACUAACGCAUUGUAAUGUUGGCUGCAUAUAUGUAACAGCAAAAUUGAUAAGAGAGUAUAAUUAUAACAUUGAACCAAUCUAAAAUUUUGUAUUUUGUAUCAAAUUAAAUUAAUUAAAAUUUAAAUUAUAUUAAAUUAGAAUUCAGUAUUUAAACAUCACAUUAAACGCAAAUGCAGUCCCAACACAAGAGCGAUGUAUUUUAGUAAGGGACCUUAGUCCCAUAUGAACCCCAAAAUGGCUCUGCUCUGUUCGGCAGCUAUUUUAUAUAGAUAUAAGUGUUCACAGUCUUCCCGCACUAAAUUAGUAAAUUAUUAUAUUAGGAAAUAUUAAAUUUGACUUAUUAGAACUUUGCAAAUAUUAUUUCUAUGCUAUCUGUACGAUGUUUCAAAAGAUUUACUCCUCUCAUCUCACAUUUAUUGCUCAAAUGUAAACAGUACACGUUUUAAGAAUCAACUGAUUUAGUAAAUUAGUAAAUAUAAUAGUAACGCCAUUAAAUUUAAAACUGUCAUUAAUAUUUAUAGGUCAUUAAUAAGUAUCUACUAUAAUUUUGUUGUCUUGCCAAUCUAAACUUUUUUUCAUUUUAUAUUAUUAGAUGUAACCUAAUCUGUAUCUACGCAACGGAGUGCUAAAGCAUGUUGCUUCGCGUAAUAAUUGGUCCUAGGAUCGCUACUCGGUCAGACCAAUUUAGGAAUUAAUAAACGUUUUUAAAAUUUAAAGGUUCAAUUUCGAAUGUACUGUAUUGUGCCUAUAGAUAUUUGCCAUCUGAUUUCUCAGCAUAGGAUAUCCUAAUUUAAGAACUAGGCAAUGGGUGUUCAAUAUCAAAUCUGAUAUACGGCGUUUAACGUAAAGGUUUAUUAUUAGUACGAGAAGUACAGCGAUAGACAAAUCUAAUCUACUAGUCGAGUCUAAGAGACAAAAGUUUUAAUUUUUUUUUUUUUUAGAUAAUCCAAGGGACAAUGUUAUUUAGUAGAAGGAUUUUUUUUAUAUAUUUCGGCCUUCUGACCAUCUUUCGAAAUCUUACACCCUUUCCUAUUACGCCUGUGUAAUCUAAUACCUAAAUACAAAUAAAAAACUUGUCCAUAUGAGGCAUGUCAAGUCAAUGAUACAACCGAAAAGUGUACUGUACUGUUUAGAAUUUAUUAUAAUAUAAGCUUAGUGCGGGUUUUUUAGAAUACAUUAAGACAAACUUUUAUUAGAUAUAAAAUAAGGAGUAAGUGAAUUAUAUUAUACAAUAAAACUUAUUUGCGUCUACCUACAAAUUAAAAUGGUACCCAGUAGGUGUGCGCGAAGAGUAAAGAAAAAUCACUCGAGAGGUACAAUAACUAGUAAAAUAAUGGCUACUAGAACUAAAUCUGUUGAUCUUAAAUUAAUGUUAACGUUAUUUUAGUAUAUAAUUAAAUUACCAAUUUAGAAAAUUAUUGGACUAAAUAGAUCUUAUUGUAUUGAAUUAAGUACCAUUCAAUACCAGCUAACAAUUUAAAUUUUUCUUCUAUUAUUGCUAUAGCAAUCAAAUUUGUAUUUGAAACAAUUGAAAAAGUUAUUUCCAUAUAUUUAAUAUACAAUUGGAUUCAUUCUAAUAAAAUAUAUGUUUCUAAUAUGAGCUUAUUUAAAGCUUGAGCAGUGCAGCGAUAGUGCAGUAUUUUGAGCUAUACUUUCUCGCGUUUCGCGUCGAUUUCCCUGCUUUUUAAUUAAACUUGAAAAUAGCUAAUCGCUACCCUAAAAAGCCAAAGCCAAAAGAAGAAAAAAACACACCGCAAUUGCUAUAUCUACAUGACAUUACGAAUUACGCUUCAUAUAAGAUACGUUGUAUGCAUCUCACUAGAUAUAAAUAUCUCUACUUUAUUUCCUCACCAAAUGUGUCAACCAUCACAACGAUGUUUUGCAGUAGCCAUUAUUUUACAAAAUGCUCAUAUGUUGACUGUACCGCAUUCAAAUUAAAGUCACUCCGAUUUAAUUAACUGUUACCAUUUUUCUCUCAUAGCUUCAUUAUGGCCACAAAACACUAUGUGAUUGUGCAAUCGCAAUAAUGCUUCAAAAACGCUACUCCUUCAGAGCGUUAAAACAAUAUGGGGCGUUGUAACAAAACUGCUCUGUCCUCUCUUUGCGUUCUUGAAUUGUUUGGACUCAUAUUAUAAAAAUCACUCUUCAUGUCAAUUAUAAGACACUAUUUUUGUGGUUUGUAUGUUGUCAAAAGAAUUAGACGGCUUAGAACAUUAACGCCAGAUACUAGUUUUGUCUCAUAUAGCCCUUAACAACUGCUAUAUCUUUAAGUUAUAUGUAUAUACAUGACAAAAUAUAUGGGUGCAUAUAAUGAAUAAUCUUGCUCGUAUGUAUUUUAAGAGGGUAUAUACUAGUAACAUUGCAAUCCAGUAUCACGUUAAAUGGUCGCCUUUUCAUAGAAUUAUAUCGAAAACGCCUCGCCCCAUAUUGUAAAUGUUCUAGGCAUUUUACGCAUACAGUUUUCUUUCUAUGUACCUUUAAAAUCUUUUCAAUUUUUUUUUUUUUCUAUUUACAACCCACCUUAUAAAAUUAUUAGUUAAUAAACUUUUAUACGAAUUAAUUGAACUAUUAUGUGUAAUUGAAAAAAAAAAUGGAUUUUACAAUUUAGACGUGUAAGAGAAAUGUUUUUUUGUAAACAUCAAUCACAAUAAUUUAUGAAAUGUCAAUGAAGGAGGGAAAAGCCUUAAAGAUGUAUUCCUGACACGUUCAUAGUAUUAAUAUUUAAAUAAAAAUGCUAUUUAUAGUAUUAUAAUGUAAUUACGUUACCUACAUCACACAGUAAUAUUUCUAACUUUAUACUUUUACAAUUUUUGCAUUACAUCACAAUAAUAUUUAAGAAUGCUGUAUUAUAUUAUUAAACGAGACUUUUACACUUUUAUGUUUUAAUAAAUAUUAAUGCAGCCUGUAACUUAGAUAAUAUUAUAUUGUUUCAGGGAUUUGCUUGUUAAGCCUGUUAAUUUAAGCAAUAUCGCUGUAAACUUAGCUUAUACUUCAUUAUGAAUCUCACAUUCCGUCCAAGUUAUGUUAUUUAGCUAUAAAUUAUAUUGUGUCGAUAUUAUUCAAUAUAUUAUUAUACAUUAUGUA